Solanum lycopersicum (tomato) is the source of this 651-nucleotide messenger RNA. RefSeq names its product large ribosomal subunit protein eL31. Lineage: Eukaryota; Viridiplantae; Streptophyta; Magnoliopsida; Solanales; Solanaceae. Gene Ontology annotation, biological process: cytoplasmic translation. Gene Ontology annotation, molecular function: structural constituent of ribosome. The record is from RefSeq and is a predicted model, not a curated record. Gene Ontology annotation, cellular component: ribosome; cytosolic large ribosomal subunit.
CUAUAAUUACGACAUACCACUAGGGUUUUAUUUCGUUUCAUAUAUAUACUUCAUCUUCUCUUCUUCUUUGCACUUUGCCUCCUUCCUUCAAACCCUAGAACGGUAAGUGUAGUGAAAAAAAGGAGCGAAAAUGGUGGAGAAAACUAAAGGAAGAAAAGAGGAGGUUGUUUCCAGGGAGUACACCAUUAAUCUCCACAAGCGUUUGCAUGGAUGCACAUUCAAGAAGAAGGCCCCGACAGCCAUCAAGGAGAUCCGAAAGUUUGCACAGAAAGCCAUGGGAACGAAGGAUGUCAGAGUGGACGUGAAGCUCAACAAGCAGAUCUGGAGCAGAGGCAUCCGAAGUGUUCCAAGACGUAUCAGAGUUCGUAUUGCUCGCAAGAGGAAUGACGAUGAGGACGCAAAGGAAGAGCUCUACUCUCUUGUCACUGUUGCAGAGAUCCCAGCUGAGGGUUUGAAGGGUCUUGGUACCAAGAUCAUCGAAGAUGAGGAAUAAACUUGUCUUUUUUAGUGAAGAAUGAUGAUACCGUUAGUGUUUUUUGUUAUCCCAUUUAGUGCUUUGCGACUGCUAAAUUUUGUUUAUGAUACUCAAGUAUUUUCCUGUUUCAGAGUUCUCACCAUGAUUUUAUGCUAUUUAUCUUCUGUUUCUCUGGA